This is a messenger RNA of Necator americanus (New World hookworm), 1029 nucleotides long. RefSeq lists its product as uncharacterized. Gene Ontology annotation, cellular component: peroxisomal membrane. Gene Ontology annotation, biological process: protein import into peroxisome membrane. The coding region runs from base 1 to 1029 and encodes 342 amino acids. Gene Ontology annotation, molecular function: protein-macromolecule adaptor activity. The transcript has 8 exons. NCBI's taxonomy places the organism in Eukaryota, Metazoa, Nematoda, Chromadorea, Rhabditida, Ancylostomatidae. The record is from RefSeq and is a predicted model, not a curated record.
AUGUCAGGUACGUGGGAGUUUAUUAAGAGGCACAAAGGGAAGAUCAUCGCGGGAGGAGUGUUAAUUGGUGGUGCGACUGCGUAUAUGCUCCAAAUGAAACAGCAGAGUCAUACUUCCUUGGUUCCAAAUCAUUACAGUCCCGAUAGUUUGCAGGUGAAGGUAAAGCGUCGCUAUAUUUUCGACACCAACCAACGCGCCUGUGAUCAGUCUAUAAGCGACCUGGUCAAGGAUCUGAAAACACGUGUUCAACUGCGAUUUGAUGUUGAGUCUUUAAUAACUAAACUCAAGGAGGACGUUACCCUUUCUGUUGAAGAAAAAGUGGAGCUUUGGAAUCAUGUCAAGGUACUGAGUAUUGCUCGGAUCGUGGGAAUUGCAUAUACUUAUUCUUUGCUGACUGCAACUUUAAAAGCACAGAUCUCAAUCUUGGCAGCCGACAUAAUAAGCUAUUUUGAUCUUGAUGCCUCGUAUCCCUCAUCUCCUCUGGAACUAUCGGAAUCAGACAAUUCUAGUGCCGUUGCUGGAAGCAGAAAGAUUUUUGUGCAGUGUACUCAGUAUUUCCUGACAACUGGAACACUAAAACUGCUUCAACUUGUUGAGGAAACAUGUAAGGAUGUCAGCUCAACAUUGCUGUUGACGGACCAAGUCAAUAGUGAUAGAAUGCGGGAAGUGUUCGAGGCUGCUGAUCAAAUAAUUUCGAAGAAAGUACCAACUUUCUUCUCUGCCUUGGUAGCUCCGCUUACAGAAUCUGAAAAAUGUUCGAGUGACCCCGUGAUGCAACUUUUAACACGACUGGUGAAGUCUUUAGAGUCUGAGAAAUGUCGCGAAACACUUUCUACUCUAAUUGACUUCUAUUUGACUGCAGCAGUCCAUAAACUACCAUCAGAACCUGCAGCUCUGGCGAAACUUUUGCCUUCUUUCCUCGAUAUUUUCGACUUCGUUGCCUCUGAUGCGUACGACUCACCACUACAAAAUAGUUUAUGCUCUUCGGACAUUUAUCAUUACGCUAAUUUUGUGUUUAAAACACUGUAG